Molecule: messenger RNA, 4139 nt
Organism: Papaver somniferum (opium poppy)
Lineage: Eukaryota; Viridiplantae; Streptophyta; Magnoliopsida; Ranunculales; Papaveraceae
Product: pentatricopeptide repeat-containing protein At5g65560
Molecular function (GO): protein binding
Source: RefSeq, a predicted model, not a curated record
GGUGUGCGCCCUAGGACGGCGAUUUAGUUGUCAUAUGCUGGUCGAACGACGAUUGCGGUAUACGACUAUGCGCAGUACGCACAAGAUAGAAGAUCCGAAUCAUCGUGCUCAACUUCCUCUUUAUGCAAAACCCUAAUACCUUUAAUCAGCCUAUUUAUGUUCCCUCAUUGAGGGAGGAUGAACUGAGGUUUGCCUCAUCAACCCAAACCAAUGCACCAUCAAUGGAGCGGUUAACCUGAUUAUCUGUUUUAUAUUUACAAGUACACUCAUUCAUCCUCUAAUCGAUGAAUGGAUUCUUCAUCAACAUUUUUCGAUGCCGGAUAAAAUCUUGGGUUAUUAGUAAGGAUAAACCAGGUAACAUUAACAGUAUACUUAAUAUUUUCAAUCGUCUGUCAAAAUACACUACUACUGCUAAAUCAUCAUCGUCAAUCACUCCGGUUGGUAACUCCCUAGAUUCAGAAUCAGUUGGUUUAUGUAAUCAAGUAUUUGAUAUAAUUUCUCAUUCAAAAAAUUGGGAUAAAAACCCGUCUUUGCUCAAAUUGGUUCCAUCAAUUACUCCAUUACAUGUUUGUAAUGUACUCAAUAAUCUCAAUCUUGAUGCUAGAACUGCUCUAGGUUUUUUUAAUUGGAUUGAAUCCAAAAAACAUAGAUAUAAACACGAUGUGAAAUCUUAUUCAUGUCUAUUAGUUCUACUUAUUCGUGCUGGUUUGUUUAGUGAUGCCAAGAGUGUUAGAGAUUUGAUGAUCAAGUCGUGUGGAUCCGCGGAAGAAAUGCUGUUUGUUUCUGAUGAGGUUAGGAGGAUGAAGAAAUAUAGUGAAAAGAAAAGGUUUACCCUUAGUCUUAGAUGUUAUAACCAUCUGUUAAUGGGGUUAGCUAAGUUUAAUUUGAUUGAUGAAAUGGAGGCUGUUUUCAUAGAUAUGUUGAUUGAUAAGAUAUCUCCAAAUAAUUAUACGUUCAAUACAAUGAUUAAUGUGUAUUGCAAGGUAGGAAAGGUCAUGGAGGCUAGGUUGUAUCUCAGUAAGAUGUUACGAGCAGGUGUAACACCAGAAACAUUUACAUAUACAUCUCUGAUAUUAGGAUACUGUAGGAAUAAAGAUUUAGGUAAUGCUCGUAUGAUGUUCAAGCAGAUUCCGGAGAAGGGUGGUCGUAGAAGCGAGGCCGUAUAUGAUACUCUCAUCCAUGGGCUGGGUAAAUAUGGGCAUAUUGACGAAGCUUUUGAAUUGUUUCGUCAAAUGCCAGAUGAUGGCUGUCAUCCAACUGUUCAUACGUAUACAAUUCUCAUAGAUGCACUUUGUCGCUUGGGUCGGAGGUCAGAAGCUUUUAAUUUGUUUAGAGAGAUGGGAGAAAAAGGUUGUCAUCCAAAUCAUCACACAUAUACCACUCUCAUUGACUGCCUAUGUAAAGAGAAAAAGCUUGAAGAUGCGCAUAAGUUGUUUAAUGAGAUGUCUGAGAAAGGUUUGGUCAUUGGCGUGCCUACCUACAAUGCUCUAAUUGAUGGGUAUUGCAAGGAGGGGAAAAUGGAUAAUGCAUUUACCCUUUGGAGCUUGAUGGAAUCAAAUGGAUGUAACCCAGAGACACGCACUUGCAAUGAGUUAAUAAAUGGGCUUUGUAAGGAAAAACAGGUGCACAAGGCAAUGGCGCUUUUCAGUAAGAUGCGUGAGCGCUGCAUGUCUCCUAGUUCCAUCACAUACAAUUCGUUAAUCCAGGGACAGUGCAGGGCGGGUUAUUUUGAUAAUGCUUUUAGGUUGCUAAUGUUGAUGUCUGAGGAUGAUUCGGAACCUGAUCAGUGGACUUAUUCGAUGUUAAUAGACACUCUUUUCAAAGAAGGGAAGGUAGAAAAAGGAUAUGCCUUUUUUCGAUCUGUUAAAGAUAAAGGCACAAAGGCAAAUGAAGCUAUAUUCACUGCGUUGAUAGAUGGGCAUUGCAAAGCGGGAAAGAUCGAUAUUGCCUCUUCGUUGCUCGAGGAAAUGAUUACUGAGAAUUGUUUGCCAAACUCGCAUACUUACAAUGCAUUGAUAAAUGGGUUGUGCAAAGAAAAACAAAUUCAUAAAGCAGCUAUGUUAGUGGAAGAGAUGAUAGAGAAAGGGCUGGAGCCUACAAUAUUUACACAUACAAAUCUCAUCGACGAACUGUUGAAAAAUGGCCAUUCUGAUGAAGAAGCUCUAAUAAUCUUUGAGCGUAUGCUUUCCUCAGGAAUUCAGCCUGAUGUUUGUACUUAUACAGUGUUUAUUCAUACGUAUUGCAUCCAAGGGAAGUUACGAAAAGCAGAAGACAUGAUGGUUAAAAUGAUCAACAAAGGAGUUUUACCAGAUGUGGUUACUUACAAUGUAUUGAUAAAUGGGUAUGGAAAUUUGGGAUCUAUAGAUGGUGCUUUUGUUGUUCUAAAGAGGAUGUUUAGUGCCAGGUGUAGGCCAUCUGUGGCUACCUAUUCUGCUUUACUGAAGCAUUUCAUAAAUGAUACACGGGUUAAGGAAAGAAGCAACAAAGAUGGUGGUCUUGUUUUGGCGGCUGCUAGUUCUUCUUCUAUGGAUAUUUCUAAUGUUUGGAAGAUACUUGAUACUGAGACUACAUUGCGGUUUUUGAAGAAAAUGGUUGAACAUGGUUGUACCCCCAAUAUUGACACCUAUGAUUCCCUCAUCGCUGGGUUUUGCCAAGGGGGGAGGUUGGAGGAGGCCAAAAAUUUGGCCUUUUAUAUGAAUGAAAUAGGGUUACUUCCAAAUGAGGAUAUCUACACCUCUCUUGUCGGUUGCUGCUGCAAGUUGGGAAUGUACACUGAAGCAUCAACCCUGCUUGAUAAUAUGGUUUCGUGUGGUCAUCUUCCACCUUUAGAAUCUUACAAGGUAGUUGUUUGUGGGCUAUAUGAUGAAGGAAAUGUUGAGGAGGCUGAAGAGGUUUUCUCUCGUCUUCUCCGAGGUGAUUAUCAUAAGGAUGAAGUAGCAUGGACGAUUCUUGUUGACGGCUUACAUAAGAAGGGUCAUGCUGAUAGAUGUUCUAAACUCUUAGACAUUAUGGAGGAAAAGGGUCGCCAGCCUAACAAUCAGACUUAUUCAAUGUUGGUUGAGGGCCUUCCUGACGGGGUCAUCAUAUAACGAUCAACAGUGGUUAUUUGUUUAUACUGGCCUGGUAUCUGCUGUCAUGGUCCAAGCUGAUGGAGGUGAAGCAGUGGAUCUGGGAGAGAUCCUUAUGGCUGCACCACUUCAAUGCCCGCCUCCUCCUACAAAAGUCGGUGAUAUCAACACAUCAAUGAUGAGAAAGCUGCUUCAAGUUAUUGGGAAUUUGGGAUAACAUGCUCCCAUGUUUGAAGACGGCUGGAAGUUUCAGAUGGCUGGUUUGCAACUAUACCUGUAACUAUUUAUCAAUGCAUUACUGAUCAUCAAGGGUGAGGCAGAUAUUCGCCUUGAUACUAAUGGUACAGAUGGGUUUAGUUUAUUGUGGUACUAAGACCAAAGACUUAUGUGUAGAUGUCUAGCCAGCAAGACCGCAAUAUCCAUGGGUCACUAGUACUCACUGAGAUGCAGCUGAAUGAGAAACUUCCCAGGGUCGCACAUCAGAGCUGCUGGGCGUAUUAUGUCUUUUAAAGAAAGUGAAUCAUGGACCUAAUGGCAGAAUUUAGUGUGUGAUAGUAGCAAGAUUGUUUUUGUACACUCUAUGGGAAUUUUUCACGGGUUUCUUAAAUCUAUUAUUUACUUGGGAGAUCCUUGAAUAAACGGCUAGCAUGGAGUGCAGACAGCAGGGGAAUUCUUUUUCCAAUCAGAGUCACUUGGAUAAUUGUAUAGUUUUUCUUAAGCAAUUUUGUUCCUGUCUUGCCUGAUUUAGGGUGGUAAUUUUGCUGCCUUUAAAUAGCAGGAAUUUUUGUAAUUAUUUUGUGGUUGGUUGCAUGGUGGAGAUGGGUUUUCACGUGGAUUAUAAGGCCGGUUCCUAUGGGCAUGGCAAAGUUCCAUAUUUGCACCCACUAUAAACAUGGCAAAGUGACAAAUUUGACACUUAACCAUGCCAGAUCUAAUCUUUACUGAGCGGUAUAGUGUCGACCACGUUAUCUAGAGUUGACCGGGCGACCUAAUGUACAUCGCUAGCGAUGUAGUGUCUGUUGCUCAGUAACACUUUUGGGUAUUUAAUUAAUAAAGUCCGACUCCUAAGAC